Messenger RNA from Phycodurus eques (leafy seadragon), 1355 nucleotides. Its product is annotated as GRB2-related adapter protein-like. NCBI's taxonomy places the organism in Eukaryota, Metazoa, Chordata, Actinopteri, Syngnathiformes, Syngnathidae. The record is from RefSeq and is a predicted model, not a curated record. Bases 6 to 794 code for a protein of 262 amino acids. Gene Ontology annotation, molecular function: protein binding. The transcript is spliced from 5 exons.
AAAGCAUGGAGGCGGUGGCACUUUUCUCCUUCGCGGCAUCCGAAGCGGACGAGCUCGGCUUCCAGAAAGGGGACACGGUCAAGGUGACAGAAAUGGAAGAGGAUUCUUGCUGGUUCACAGCAGAGAUCGAAGGCAAAAGGGGCUACGUGCCGGAGAACUACAUUUCUCUUCUGCCUCAUCGGUGGUUCGCGGGCCGGGUGUCGAGACUGGAGGCGGAGCGGCGUCUGCACUGGCAGGACAGCGGCGUGUUCGUGGUGAGGGAGAGUGAGUCGGCUCCCGGAGAGUUCUCAGUCUCUGUUAGCUAUGGUGACCGGGUGGAGCAUUUCCGAGUGCUGGAGGGGGGCGGUCAGUACUGCAUCUGGGACGAGUCCUUUAGCUCCCUUAACCGGCUGGUGGACUUCUACAGGAUUCACAGCAUCGCCGUGGAAAAGGUGGUCUGCCUCCGAGACCCCCCCUCGGACGUGUCCCCCCGCCAGGGCUCCCACGGGGGCCGUAACCCUUACCCCAACCCGUACAAGAGCGCCUCUCUGGAGUCCCUGCCUUCCGCCCGCCUCCACGGGCCUCACCCCCUCAGAGAGUCAUCCUCCGUGCAACUGCUGGAACACAUUUUGGGGAAACCUCGCCUGGCUCAUGCCCUGUGCGAUUACGCCCCGCCGCACACAGCCCACCUGCACUUCCUGCGCGGUGACCUCAUCGACCUCCUGGAUUGCUCCGGCUCGCGGUGCUGGAGGGGGCGCUGCCGCGGGCGGGUCGGGGUCUUUCCGCCGCAGUACGUCCAGCCGCUGUACCACUGACGACAACAUAUCGUGUCAAACACUCACUGCCACUCAAACUCGGCUAAUUAAGGUUUCUGCAAUGCAAACAGAUUUGCAGGCUCCAUUGUAUGGUGAAAAUGUGAAGUCAUCUAAUGAAAUCUUCUGCUUCCCUCUCUCUCUAUGUUAGUUGUCUUUGGCCUUAAGAGCCAAUCAGAAUUCGGCAUUUGAAUUUUAUACACUUGAUGCCAGCUAGUUUGUCAAACGAACAGAUUGUUUAUGUCACUUUACCCUUUGUACGAAUCACACUAAAGAGAAGCUUUAAUCACUUUUCAUGCAAUUGCACACAACAAUGCUCCAUAUUUAAAUUUUUUAAAUGAUCUACUAUGACGACCAAGUAACAGAGAUAUACUCUAUAGUGGUAGAUUAAAUAGUAUAUUUCGGUAAAUAUCCUGUAUGUUGGAACCCGUGUUUUUCAUCCUGCAACCCUUUUGUCAAGCUUGCACUAGAAAUAUGAAUAAAGAAUUGUAUUUUACUGUUUUAUCGCUCACUCUCAUAAACGGCAGAGAAGCCAAAUAAAAUUGUAAAAAAAAUAAAAAUACA